AGUCAGCUGUCUGUGUUUGUCGCAAAGCACAAUCGCCGGCGAUGACGAGUCGCAUUAAAUCGGCCGCAAAAACUUCCUCGUUUUCCCUGUUUUACCUUCAGACCGUGUGAUUUUCAGGCAGGGCAGCAUGGAGGGCGAUUUGCGCGAGAGGUACAACCGGUUCAAGCAGCUGCACGACGAGGCCUUCAAGCUGCUCGACGACGGCCUCAAACUCGAGCAACGAAACCAAUUCGAAGAGGCGGUGGUGUUGUACGAGAGGGGCGUGGUCACCGUGGACAGGGCCCUGCGGAUCUACAUCGAGAGCGACUCGGACCCGGAGCUCUGGGACAAGUACUUCGAGCAGGUCGUCAAGAUGAAAAAUGCCAGGAAAGAAGUGGAGAGUCGUCUGGCGAGUCUGCGUGCUGGGCCGCCGCCUGCAGGCGCAGCACCUCCGAAUGGCGCGUCGGUGAUGAUGCCGAGCAACCCUCCGUCGUACGAGGAGGCAACGAGCCCUUACGCCAGCCUCACUGGCGCCCUGGAGCAGCUGCGGGCCGACACGGUGGCGUCUGCGGCCGACUCUGAGGUUGUUUUCAGGCAGGAGGGCGUGCACAUGUACUUCAUCGCGCCCGACGGACAGGUCAGCUCGCUCUCGCAGCCGCUCACACUCACCAUCGCAAGAGCACAAGGUGAAAAUGAGCUUGCUCCGACGUUCUACCUGCAGCUGGGAAGCUGGGUGUACCCGCUGGUGCCAGGAAUCUCGCCCGUUCUGCGUGCCGAGUCGGGCACUUUCAUCAUCCCAGACCUCCAGGCAACGGUUCCUGAAAAAAAUAAUUUCUCAGGUUCUGCGGUGGGUCUGGUGGUGGCUGAUGGCGAGGACAGCGGCGUGUUGGACGUGCUGUCGGACAUCCUGCGCGGCAUCCAGCCCGCGGCGCCUGCCGGAGAAGAGCAGGAGCGCCUCAGCCAGCGAAUCUCGCACGGCCUGGUGUCCGGCGCGCAGUUCGUCUCCGCCGGAGUGGUGCGCGGUGCCGAGUGGGCGGGCAGUUUGCUCAACCGCGGCACCCCCGCCCUCAUAGAGCGAAUGCAGCCGGCCGCCGAGCAGACACCGGUGCCGCCGCGCCUCAGCAAGGGCCUCCGCGUCGCCAGGGACGUCACCAGCGUUGCCGUCACCUUCACCACGUUUGUCGCGAAUAAGGUGGGCACAGCGACGAUGUCCUUGGGUCGAUUCUUGGCGCCGCACGUGCAGGCGCAGGGCACGCGGCUGCUGACGAGCGUUUCCGGCCUGUCGGAGAACGAGGCGAGCACCAAGGUGGAAGGCGCCCUGGAGGUGACCGCCGGCGCCGUGACAAGCUUCACCACCGUCUACGCCGCCCUCGAGGACGCUGCCGCCAUCCUUGGACGCAAUCUCGCCAACAACACUGUCCAAAUCGUCCAGCACAAGUACGGCCAGCAGGCAGGCGUGGUGACGGAAGACACUUUGGCGGCGGUCGGCAACGCAGUCGUGGUCGGACACACGGCCAGGGGGCUGACCGUCAAGGGCAUCGCCAAGCGGACGGCCAAGAACGCUGGCAAGGCCCUCGUCGAGGACUACCAACCGAAACAAGGUCCUGACGGUGAGAAGAGCGACCCUGGUGAUAAAGAACUUCCAGGGCCGUCGAAAGAGCCCUCGAACUGACUCGCUGUGAUUUUCGUGAAUGUUAUAUACUCGUCUGAGAUUGCAUAAAUAUAUUAUAUAAUUAUUCAACCGCCGGGGCGCUGUGAAUGAAGGAUUACCUGAUUGGAAUAAUGCUUGCCACAAAAUAUAAUAUAGGUUCCUAUAUCUGUUUGUUAUGGCACUAAUAAAUAAAUAAUGAUAGCCAACAC
This is a messenger RNA of Cloeon dipterum, 1839 nucleotides long. RefSeq names its product spartin (gene spartin). The transcript has 7 exons. Gene Ontology annotation, biological process: negative regulation of BMP signaling pathway; cell division. Bases 128 to 1651 code for a protein of 507 amino acids. NCBI's taxonomy places the organism in Eukaryota, Metazoa, Arthropoda, Insecta, Ephemeroptera, Baetidae. The record is from RefSeq and is a predicted model, not a curated record. Gene Ontology annotation, cellular component: plasma membrane.